Molecule: messenger RNA, 6202 nt
Organism: Pomacea canaliculata
Lineage: Eukaryota; Metazoa; Mollusca; Gastropoda; Architaenioglossa; Ampullariidae
Product: band 4.1-like protein 4
Exons: 29
Coding region: 708-2834 (708 amino acids)
Cellular component (GO): cytoskeleton
Source: RefSeq, a predicted model, not a curated record
GGAAGCAGACGACGCAGUUGAGAGAGGGGAGUACUUGAAUGUGCAUCAUUUAUUAACGCCAAUAAAACUAUAAGUUGAGACCGCCGUUGUAUACAGUUAUGAAUUGAUUCCUUUCUUUCUUUCAACAGCGCAUAGCAUUUUUUAAUAGAAAAGGAUGAAAUGUAAUACUGGAAAAUUAUUUCUUCCAUCGCUCCUCUCUCUCAACUUUGCAAACUCUCACAUGAGUCUGAAAUAGCAAUCACAAAAAUACAGCGAUAUCUCAGAAGAUAGACUGUGCAAAUGAUAAAAAUCAUGAUAGUAUUUUUUAUAUCUAAUAUAUUUUGUUUGUUUUUCAAAUAGUUUAUUCUAGCGUCUGUCGGCGCCCCAUCCUCCCCACAACAUUAUAAGUUUGCCAUCGCGCAUGUCCAGGAAGUUAUUUGGACAGGUGAGAGAACUCGGGCAAAAACUUCACACCUGAGUGCUUACCACCCGAGAAUGAUGACAACCUAAUUGAAAUCAACAUGCCAGCAAUUAAAGGAUUGUGGAAAACUGAAAAACGAUUGAUUUCUUUAUAGAAAAGAAUCUUUUUAUGGCGAAUUCAUGCAGCAGAAUGAAAUAUUGUCCUUCUGGCCUGGAUGAAUGAGAAGUUUCCUGUUGAUCAUCUUUGAUGCGCGGGAGUUGGCUAACAUUUGGUUGGGAAGCAGACGAUAUUACUUGAUUUACUUGGCAUGUCCAAAAGUCGUCUUUCGCGACUGCUGCCUAAGUUUCUCCGAGGGGAUAAAAGCAGCAAAAAUGUGUCUGCUACCGAUUACGUCGACAACAAACUUCCGAAGUGCUUCAUCCAUUUUCUUGACGAUAGCCAGCAUCAGCUUCCAUUCAAAGGAAGUUGGAAGGGCUGUCAACUGCUUGAAAAGGUUUAUGACAUGCUCAAUCUGCAUGAAAAAGAUUAUUUCAGCUUACGCUUCAUUGACAGCUCAGGACAGACACAUUGGUUGGAUGGAAAUAAGACUCUGUCCUCCCAGUUUAAAGGAUGCUUCAAUCCUUACAAACUCUACUUUGGGGUAAAGUUUUAUGCUGCCGAUCCAUGCAAAUUACGAGAAGAGAUUACAAGGUACCUGUUCUUUCUGCAAGUGAAGCAAGAUAUUCUUCAGGGUAGGCUACCUGUCACAUUUGAUGAAGCUGCAGAGUUGUGUGCCUAUGCUGUGCAAUCUGAACUUGGAGAUUUUGACCCUCGACAUCAUACUCCUGGAUAUGUAUCCGAGUUCUGCUUUGUUCCCAACCAGUCUGAAGAGCUGGAACGGAAAAUAGCUGCAAUUCACCGGCGAUUAGGGGGCCUUGUACCCAUGAUGGCAGAAUACCGGUUUCUGGACAAAGUGAAAUGGUUAGAUAUGUAUGGUGUUGACCUUCAUCCUGUUAUGGGAGAAGCGAGUGUCGAAUAUUUCUUGGGUCUCACACCAACAGGUAUUGUGGUGUACAAGAAUAAAAACAAAGUUGGCAACUAUUUCUGGCCCAGAAUCAACAAGGUUACAUUCAGAGGAAAGAUUUUCAUUAUCAAAGUUAAAGACAAAAAUAAUGAAGAGCAUGCAUAUGCAUUUGAACUGCCCCGCAAGGCUGCCUGCAAGUACGUGUGGAAAUGUUGUGUGGAGCAUCAUGCAUUCUUUAGACUUAACCAGACACAAGAAAGAAGCUUUAGGCAAGUGCGAAUCACUCGAUCUUUCUCUGCUAAUCAUGGAAGUGGGAGAACUCAGCGACAGGCAUUCAGUGAUAAUCUGUCACGUCAGUCAUCUGCUGUUGUGCGUCUGCCUAGCAGGCGGCAGCCACGUCGAGUGAGUUCUGACUCGCGUCUCAAUGCACAUGGCCAGUAUGAAAGCCAGUAUCACAAGGAUUCAGGAAUGGUUACCAUGGUAAUAAGACCAGAGCCUGUACGAGGUCCACGGCAUCGGUCACUACCAGAACUACAGGGGCACGAAUCACCACGCAGCACGAAGUCUGCUCCUUGGGAGGGCAAAUUAGAUUAUGGACUUUACACAGGUGGCAGAGAAUCUCCAUUGUCAGCCCCCAGUGACAGAAUGAAUCAACAAAGGAAUCGGGGAGUAUCAGGAAGCGACAGUGAGAGUGGCAUCAGCCAGAGAAGGAAAUACUUUCCUAAUCGUCGUGGGUCAGACAAUGACAGUGAUGCAUCUAUGAGCCGAAGACGAAGGCGAGAAAUUGACAGUGACAGUGGGUCAGAUGUCUCAUCCCGCUACCAUACAACUCGUAGUAACAAUGAAAAGUCAACCAAGACAUCUUUUCCAGUAUUGUACCCAUUCCAUGACAAGGACAGUAAGCAAAAUGGAUCUGUUCCGUCUCUACAUUCUGCCCCUGCUGGAGAGACAAGACAAAGGCGAAGAAGACGACGAAGCAAGUCACCAGGCAAAAAACCUCCAGAGGAAUUAAGGCGUCAUUUUGAAUAUGAUUUAAAAGAUACAGAAGGCAUGUCACAAGAGCAGUUGCGAGAAAUUCCGUUUGUGAAUGUGGAGACCAAGUCCAGUUUUUUCAAGCUAAAAUACUCUCCGAAACUAAGGCAGAAAGUGAAGGCUUCAAAGCAAAAGAAUGCUGAGGGGCUUGAUCAAAACAGAAAUGAAAUUCUUCACAGGCAGACUUCAGCACCUAGCACAGAUGCUUGUGACAAAAGCUCAGUCAGGCAGUCUCAGCAUACAGACACAGAUGCUGGUGAUGGCUUGGGCAACAGACAGCAAUGGGGGCAGAGCACAGUAUGGUGGGACGCAGCAGGUCUUUCACAAGACGACCAUAUUCCUACCACCAGUCACAGUCUCAUACCUUACCUAACCAUAUUUCUUCCUCAUCAACUCUAGCAGCAACACAUCAUGGAAAUUCUCACAUACCAGAAGAAAAAACACAUGAUUUUAUCACCUCUGAAAAACAUCACUUAUACAAUACCUCACUUGCAGAUUCUGAAUAUCAAAUCUCCAAGUCCUCUCCUUACCACUCACCUAAUCAAAACUCUGAGCUUAGGUACCCAUCAUCUAGACCAAAGUACUCAGCUUCCGUCUCUUCGUACCAGUCUCAUCGCUCCUAUCAUCGUGAUCGUUCCAGUCUCUUUCAUCCUACCCAUUCGCAAAAUGCAUAUGAGAGUGACAACAAUGUGGUGCUGAGAUCAAGACACCACCAACAUAAUACAAGGACCAGAAAUACUUACGAGCCUGUCAGCCAGUCACAAUCUCGACCUAAGAGAGAAGGUGACUUCGAAGGAAGCCAGCGUUACUCACCAUCCAGGCAGGAAGGAGGGUCAAGGUCAUUUAAUCCACUUGCUCAAGACCCCACUACAGCAUUAGACAGUUAUGGAAAGGAACCACACAGGAGAAACGUGACACCAUCCCGAACAGACCACUCCAUAACCCAGUCACAACCUUAUGAUAUGACUGUGACAUCAUCUUACAUUCGAGAUAGUAGUUUUAAUAGUUACCCCCAUCCCCACUCUCAGCAACGCCAUGGUCAGCAGUCAUCACAAGCAGUGCAGCGAGAAGCUGCUAGUCCUACAUCAAGCUCUGUUUAUGGUGCACAUACUUUGCCUGGUGAAAGAUACAGUUACACAUCCAGUUCUUAUACUCAAGUUCAACGAUCAAGACCACAUGGUCUGGAAAGCAAUCAGGUUCAAAAUUGUUUGAUGAUAACAGAUCUACAACUGUCUCACCCUUACCAAGUGGAUCAGAAGCCUCAAGAUACCCUUCCUCAAGACUCAUCACUCAGCAGCAAGGGACAGAAAAUCCAUCGAGGUAUCGCCACGAACCACAAUCUCGAUAUCAGUCACCACAGCAACAGCCAAUGUCUACACCACCUAGAUACCAGAGUACACCCCCAAGAUAUGGCACACCCCCACAGAACUUGGGCACAAUAGAUCAGUACUCAGACUCAUCAAAAUACCAGAGUACACCCCCACGAUCACAGAAAGACCCUAAUUCAUCAUACAGCUAUUUUUCACCACAUUCCAGGGAGCAGCAGGCAGAAAGGAGAACUGGACACAACUCUGCAGGGUCAGGCAAGAAUAACAGCAGGUCUUCAUACCCAUCGCCAUCAGUUGUUGCCUCUGAUCGUCCAGGCAGCCGCACUACAGGUGGUAGUAGCAUGAGGUCAGAUGUGGCGUUUCAGCUGCUGAAAUCACCUGGCUAUAACCCUAAUCUUUGCACUGAACUGUGAAGGCAAGUGUAGUAUUAGCCACACUUAUUAAAUGUGCAAGAGACAUAUCUAUGACAGUAUCGUAAAAGCAGAAUGAAGCACAUGUAGCAUACAACAUUAAAGGCAUCCAAUUGAUUUAGCAGAUAAGCAUUGCUUUGAAUCUUGAGGGUACGAUUGUAUGAAAGAUGUGGAUGAGUAUGUUUGCUAAAAACUGAAGAUGAAGCAGUGAACCUGAACUUCUUUGUUAAUGAUUGCUAACAACAUGAUUUGUCAAUUGCUUGAAAAAAUGUGUAUUUUUUUCCAGUUUUAGCAUUUUUAAGGUGUGAAUAAAUGUUUUUGGCCUCAUGAAAGAUUUUAUGGAGCAAGCACAGUUGUGUAAAAGACCUGUUUAAAUAGUUAAGUAUUUGCAGCAAUGUCCGGCACACUUGUAUGUAAAGCUCUUUUAAAAUGUUUUCCUUUUACUGAUUAAGGCUGCAAAUACCGUAAAGGUUUUUGCACUUUACUAAGUAAGAAAACAGGAGAAAAAGUAUUGUGAUAAAUCUUUUUAAAAAAAUACAUAAUGAUUAUCUUUUAGUGUAAAAAAAAUGCAGUAAAUAUUUUUGUGACAUAUAGAAUUGUGAUGCUGUGUUUAUAUUGUUUUUUAAUUUUUUGUUCUUUGGAUCCAAAUUUAUCAAGUAAUGAGAUGUUUUUACAGUACAGCUUUAUGAGCUGGUUGUGCAAAGAUGUGCUGUGUGUGUAGGAGCUCAAAAACAGUGCAGGAUAACCACUUAUUUUGCUGCUAUGAUUAGGACAUUUGCAAACCUUUUUUUCCACAAAUUGUUAAAUCCAUUUGCUAAAAUUUUCUUGGAUGUUUUGGUGCAGCUUGAUAAGAUAAUGAGAUAUAAAGCAAGCUGUUUUUAUACUUUAACUUUUUUUAAGCUUAAAAUAUUUAACUGAAGGUUUAGAUAAUCCAAGAAGGGUAAUUAAUAGGCCAAAGGAACUGACAGCAACAUAAAUGUUGUGGAUUUUUGUUUGCUUUACAGGGGAAUCUGGAAGUAUUUACAGAUUUAAAACCUGAUAUAGAGGAGCUGAAUUAUUUAUUUAAGGUAUCAACUACUGUUCAUCUAUUUUCACGCAUCCCAUUUAAGUCUAGAAAAAAUGUACAACUACAAUAAUUUUUUUUUUAAAUCUGUCUUUUGAAGGUUUAGCAUAGAAGUUAACUUCCUUGUCUUACUAAAUUAAGAACUAGCCCAUUGUAAUUUUUUAGCUAAUAAUGAUUAAGGUAACUAUUACUUUGUAUCAAAUGUUUUAAGACUUUGCAAAGCAUAAGUCUAGUUUUCGGGGAUUGUCCUAGCACAUUAGAGCAAAUAACAAAUUUAACCAUGCAAGAAUACUUCAUGCUUAGGAUUCUCUUAUGCAUACAGUUACUUCAAAAUAGUGAGAUUCAGUCAGAGGGAACAAAAAUUUGAAAUAACCCAAAUAGACCAUUACUCCAGAUCUUUUCAGGGAAAUGUUUUUAUGCCUCUAAAGAAGCAAAAAAGUGUUGAUGAAUGGAAAACAAAGCUAUUUGUGUGUGUGUGAUAUCACAUGAAGGAAAAAUGUUUUUGUCUCCUUGAGGUGACACCCAUCCUUACAUGACCUCCUGCCUCUCUUUAGUGUUCUUACUUUUGAUAUUUGAGUAUUAGGUGCAAAUUUUGUAAUACAUUGGACCACAGCUGAUUUUCUUCUUGUAAAGUUCAAGUAUCUUUAGUUUCUUUCUGUUGAGUACAGAUCUGCUGUUCUGCAGUUUCUCGCAAAGCUCAGUUUACAGAAAGUAUUUAUUUUGCAUCUGUGUGUAUUUUUCCCCAUGGCACACAUCUAUAAGGUUGAAUUUUUGUUCAUAAGCUUUUUCUUAUUUGCUACAAACCAUUUUCAGCAUUUUUUUUUUUUUUUAAAGUAUAAUUCUGAAGAUCAGUGAAAAUUUGAUGAGCAUGAUGGAUGAAGAAAACUCCUCUUUGGAUGCUGGUGGAAUGUUUAUCUGAAAAGAAUUCACAAAAACGGAUGCGAGAGCUAGAAACAAAUUGAACUA